Molecule: messenger RNA, 997 nt
Organism: Amphiprion ocellaris (clown anemonefish)
Lineage: Eukaryota; Metazoa; Chordata; Actinopteri; Pomacentridae
Product: methionine-R-sulfoxide reductase B1-A-like
Exons: 4
Molecular function (GO): peptide-methionine (R)-S-oxide reductase activity
Source: RefSeq, a predicted model, not a curated record
GUCUUGACUUUGUAUGGUUUUAUUUUGAAAGUCAGACCGUUUCUGCCCGUCCGUAAACAAGGAGGCGGAUUAAAGUGCUCAGAGUGACGGAAAGAAAGAUGUCGUUCUGCUCAUUCCGCAGUGGAGAGGUCUAUAAAGACCAUUUUAAACCAGGGAUUUACGUUUGCUCCAAGUGUGACCACCAACUGUUCUCCAGCCGCUCCAAGUACGAACAUUCCUCACCCUGGCCAGCCUUCACAGAGACCAUCCAGGAGGACAGUGUGUCCAAGCGUGAGGAGAGACGUGGAGCUUACAAGGUGCGUUGUGGGAAGUGUGGAAACGGACUGGGCCAUGAGUUUGUGAACGACGGGCCUUCCAAAGGGCUGUCACGCUUCUGAAUAUUCAGCGACUCACUGAAGUUCGUCCCUAAAGAUAAGGUUGAUGGACAGUAAGGUGAGCUGUCGGAGGGAAGUGCUGCAGGACUAGAGGUUUCUCUGCGCUGCUGGAGGUGUGGACAGUCGGUGAAGAGUUCUGGUGUAAAGCCCGGUCCGGGAGAACCAGAACCCUGAUGAAUGUUGACCUCACUGCACAGCAGCGACAGAGGACCAGCUUUAAUAUGCAACCAUCUCAGACUCAGUAACUGCUUUCACCCCACUGAUCACACAAUCAUUUGCUCAUCAGUUUUAUAAAAGUGGGAUAUUUCUUGGUACGAAUAGACUUCUCAUGAUUCUGCAAACUACUGUUUUUCCUGCUUUAAACAACCUUCAUGAAGCAAACAAACAAAUACACUAGAGUGUCACUAACAGAUUUUCCGAUGAUUACUCAGGAUGUUUUUUUAACUCUAUGGCUACAAGCUGCUGUGUUUGAUGUACUUGCAACUGAAAAUAAAGGGCUAUAUAUAUUACUUUCAUGAAAUUAAAACAUACUGAUGACAUAGUGCUUUUGAAAAUUAUAUUUUAAAUGGAUCGCAAUAAUUGAGAUGCAAAGAAAUCUAAUAAAUAUAUUUUAAAUACAAAAA